AUGUUUGCACUACGUUUGCUCUUGGCAGUGCUAUACUUGGCCAGUGCAGGCGCUGUGUCUGGUGAAUCAGCGUACGAACGUGCACAGGCGCUUGCAAAAAAUGCUCCAUCCCGGUAUUAUGGAAUGUCCCCGAGAUACACCUUCAAAAACAUAGACGAUGGCAUUUCCGUUCCACAGUACGAUACCGAACUACAUCAGUAUACUGAGGCUCCGCUUUUUCCGCUAAAUUUGCAUCCAACCACAGAGGAGCGCAUUGCCCUAUUGGAAGAGGCGGCGCAAGCUGGUUCGGUUGAGGCCAAGGUGGCAUUAGGUGACAUCUACGCCUUUGGCGAACACGCGGUCCCCGUCGAUUAUCUUCGAGCCCGCAGCUACUAUGAGCUGGCUGUGGCUGACUCACCACAUGGACACGCGUAUUUCAUGCUUGGAUUCAUGUACUCCACUGGAUUGUUUGGUGAGAUGGAGAUGGACAAGACUAAGGCAAACGUGUACUAUGAGUUUGCCGCAGCCAACGAUGACUUGAAUGCGUUGCUUGUUUUGGCAUACCAGAACUUCCAAGGCGUGGGUCGGCCUGAAAACUGUGCUUUGGCCCAAUUCUAUUAUUCUCGUGCCGCUCGUAUUGCCAUGAAAGAAGCGCACCGCCAAGGAUUAGACCUGUCGUUGGAGAAGCUCUCCCAUAAUAUCCGGAUCCCUGAUUUCAAUGGCGGAAUUUUUGGACCAAAAGUUAGCGAGUCGCCUUCCUCUGUAUACACCAAAGUUGACCGCUUCUUGAAAACAAGAGACUCGUUGCGUGACAAUGAUAUUGACAGCCAUGACUCUGAAAUGGCUGAGUACUAUUUUGAAGCUCUCCAGGAUUACCACGGCAGUUACUUUUUACCGAAACGCUGGCCCAACGCCUUUGCCAGCGCUCUCAAGUGUGCAUAUUUAGGGAAGAAGAACGUUGCAGGCAAAGAAGAUUGGGCAGUGUCAAAUGUUGAUCGCUACGUGUAUAGCCGCUGCAUGAACCUUGUGGGCCACAUGUAUGUCAAAGGUCACGGCACCGAACGCAACCUUACUCGUGCUUACACAUGGCUAACUGCAGCUGCCGCCAUUUAUGCCAACGACAAGGACGCUUUGGAUAUGGCGUAUCUUCGAAUGUAUGAUCCCGUGUACACGGGAAAAUUGAGCUUGGGGUGUCAGGAGGCAUUGCUUCAAUCCAUCAAUAAUGGAAGUGCUCAUGCUGCUUUCAUUUAUUCCAACUACCUCAACGGGGUGCGUGACGAUCCAUUCACCCCUACAUACACGAGUAAAACGUACAGUUUGUUACUGAGUGCGGCAAUGGCGGGCCAUUACGCUUCCAUGUUUUAUUUUGCCGACGCAGUGGAGUCUGGUUUUGCCGAUUCUGUCGGCGAACAGUUUACGUGUACCGAUCUAGUAUCCUACUACAAAAUGUUUGUCGAACUGUCUGAGGAUACACUUUUGCCUCACUUGAAUUAUGCUUUUGAGGCCCUCACGUAUGGCGACUAUAAAAAUGCUUUAUUGGGAUAUGCGAUAGCGGCAGAGCAAGGAUUGAGUAACGCACAAGUGUCUGCGUCGUAUUUGCUACACCAGAUGGAACCAUUGUUUUCAUGGAAAAGGAAAGUAUUUGAUCCUAUCCGCGUACGUGAUGCAUUGCGCUACUUGGAGCUAGCAUCUGCUCAAGAAGAUAUCGACGCAACCAUUUUGCUAGGUGAUAUCUACUCCAAAGGUAUUCCUGAUGCGAAUGUAAGCACAGACUACAGCAAAGCCUUUGCCUACUAUAGUAAGGCUGCUCUGGCCGCCUCGCCUCAUGGAUGCUAUAAAUUGGGUUACAUGUACGAGUAUGGGCUUGGAUCCGCUAAUAACACGGUGGAUUUUUUCAUGGCAAAACGCUAUUAUGACCUUAGUGUUAAGUACUCGCAGGAAUACAGAGUAUCAAAGGCCGACGAUGCAAAGGGCAACACUUACCCCAUUGGCAUAGCGCUUUUGCGACUCCGGUUGAAACUCUUGUUGAGCCGUGACAAGAGGGACGAUUACGAAGAUUCUUCCUCUGGGUGGUUCAGUACUUUUAAAAGCCUUGGCAAGUCACAGACCACUGGAGAAGAUAAUGACAGAGCUCUAGAAAAAGCUCAGGCACAUCAUGAAGGUGGACGGUUUGAUGAUGUGGAAGAGUACGAGAUCUUCGAUUACAUGGUCCUCAUGUUCACGGCAUUCAUUUUCAUUUUCAUGUUUCUCCGAAAUUUCAGAAGGCAGGCUGGCGUUGUGAGAGGCGCCCAUAAUAGAGACAAUGCAGAUGACAAUGCCCAAGCGAAUGUUAAUCCGGCUCCAGGAGGUAAUUUCCAAGUUUUCUUUUUUGCUAUUUAG
Molecule: messenger RNA, 2358 nt
Organism: Clavispora lusitaniae ATCC 42720
Lineage: Eukaryota; Fungi; Ascomycota; Pichiomycetes; Serinales; Metschnikowiaceae
Product: ubiquitin ligase complex subunit
Biological process (GO): ERAD pathway
Cellular component (GO): endoplasmic reticulum membrane
Molecular function (GO): protein binding
Source: RefSeq, a predicted model, not a curated record